GAUUAGAGUAGUUUUAAUGCUUGUUUAGUUUUUCGUUAUUUAUCUGGUCAGUGUCUGGUUCCUACAUACAUUUAACUCGGAUAAAUAUUAAUCGAAUUAUCACACUCUUGGUAAUUAGACCAGGAACAUUUAGUUGUGUUCAUACUUGUUUAAACCGAUGGUGCAAUUUUAAUUUACUUCAUUUAUAGUUUCAGACUUAAGUUAAUUGUCUCCAAAUAACUUUCAUAUGCUUCUUAAUUAUGAGUUAGGAUUCUUCUUAUUUUCUGGCUUAAGUUAAUUAUGACAUCAAGCAUGUUCUGCACGCAACCUGUUUUAGAGAUAUAGAGAGGAAGAUAGUAAUUGAUGUAGCCCAAAUGAUACACAAAACUUUACAAAACAAAUAUAGGCUUUGCAGCUAGCAGGCUUUAGCAGCACUUAACCAGAGCUUGCUAGUCAGCUUAAGGGUCAGCUAUCGGGUAUGAGCAAGUCGGAUGAGAGCAUCAAGGUAAAAUUGGAUGAUAUCUUUGCUGAAUGGGACCUCUGGGCUAGUCUCUUGCUCAGUCUUUUCCUUCAAAUCAUUUUAAGUUUUGGAGGAACCUUUAGAAGGUUGGUAUCCCACAAAUGGAUAGUCAUCAUUCUUUGGCUAGCCUAUUUGCUUGCAGAAGUCAUUGCUCUCUUUGGACUCGGACUCAUUGCCAGCAGGCAGAGUUUCAUUUUCUUAUCUUCCAACUACACCUGGAGAUCUCUCAAUUUUAAAGUAUCCUUCUCUGGUUCCAAAGAUCGCUUUUACUUUUUCUGGGCUCCUUUUCUUCUGGUACACCUUGGCGGUCCAGACACUAUUACUGCUUUCGCGCCUGAGGACAAUGAACUGUGGCCGAGACAUUUGUUCAUUCUGGCUACAGAGUGCAUUGCUGUAGCUUAUGCUUUCUAUCAGUCUGAACAUCUUAAACGUCACCUACUGAUGAUCCCAAUGCUGCUCAUGUGUUUGUGCGGAAUCAUCAAGUGCUUUGAGCGUACUGCUGCCCUUUAUUAUGGAAGUGCAAAUAGCUUCCGCAAUUCCAUGCUGUCAAAAUCUCUGGAUGCCAAACUUAAAAAAGAAUCCAAACUACCAACUAUUAAAAUUGGGGACGAAUUGUCCCAUUUACAAGUGUUGCAGUAUGCUUUUGUAUACUUCACGGCCUUCAAAGGACUUGUUGUUAAUCUCCGACUCAGCAUUCAUGAACGUAACCAGAGCCGAGAGUUCUUCCUUGCAACAUCUUGCAAAGACUCUUUCAAUCUAGUUGAGGUAGAGUUGAAUUACAUCUAUGAUGUUCUUUUCACCAAGAUUCCUGUGCUGCAUCAAAAACUCGGCUACUGCUGUCGAGUUCUAUCCUUUUCCACAGUUGUGGCCUCCUUUACCCUUUUCCAUUUGGAUCAUUAUGCAUUUAAUCAGGGAGAAGAUCGGCCUCAGGACCGUGUGGCGACUCUAGAAAGACCGGUUCAUAAUGAUAACUGUGAUGUAGUGAUUACUUACAUUUUGCUUAUCGGAGCAGUUGUGUUAGAGGUGAUUGCAUUUUAUAUGCUGCUUUUCUGCGACUGGACAGUUAUUAAGCUCAGGCCUCUGUCUCAUGCAAAUCACAAUGGUAAAUCAUGGAAAGAUAAGUUUCUCAGUUGCAUACUGCUUGUUAAUAAGACUAGAAAUGCCUUACUACACAGGCUUCUUCAUUUUGUUGGAGAUAGUGAUCAUCAUACAAAGUCAGAUUCCAAGGAUAGCAGUUUUCUUAAUGGGGUUUUGUAUGUAAAACCCCAACCACUCAACGAUCACAUGACUGGUUUCAUUUUCGACGAGCUAAAAAGGAAGUCGAAGAUGGCCAGCAGUUUAGCCGUGGCUAAAGAUAUCUGUUCAUCCAAAGGAGAGAGGAUCCUUUCUGAAAUGGAACAAGAUUGCAGUACUUUUCUUGAUUUUGUUGUUAAUUUUAACUACGACGACAUCCUUCUUUUGUGGCACAUUGCUACUGAACUCUGCUACAACGACAGCCAAGACCAAAUUGCUGAUAACAAACUACGUGACACUGCAAAGAAGCUGUCGGACUACAUGCUAUAUCUCAUGGUCGUGAAGCCUGAUAUGAUGUCUGGAGUUUCGAGCAUUGGGGAAAUAAAGUUCCAGGAUACGUGCACAAAGGUUAGCAAGUUUUUGGACUCUGAAUUACCUCAACUACAGAAAAAAAGGUUUUGCAAUUUCUUUCGCAGGAAGAGCAAGGAAGAGAAAGAAACAUUACAGAGAAAGGCCUGUGAAACAAUUCUUAGCAUCGACAGAGAAGUUGAGCCCGGAAGCAUACAGCUGGAUACAGAUAUCUUCACCAAUGCAUCUGUAUUGGCCAAACAGCUUCAAUUGUUACCAUCGGAAACAAAAUGGUUAAUGAUAAGCAAAUUGUGGGUCGAACUGCUAUCAUACGCGGCAACUCAUAUCAGGUCAAGUGCACAUGCUAAGCAGCUAAGUAGAGGCGGAGAGCUCAUAACUGUUGUUUGGUUACUCAUGGCUCAUUUUGGCUUGGGAGAUGAGUAUGAAAUCAACCAAGGCACACAAAAAUCUCAACUCACUGUUGAAAAAGUUCGUUCUUUAUCUAUCAAUCCAGGAACACAAGAAUCACAGUGACUGUUGAAAGACUUGAUUCCUUAUCUAUCUAAUGAUGUCAGGUCUGCAGCUUAGGAGAGGUUUGGAAUAGUGUUAUCAAAUAAAUUUAUGUGUGGUUUGGCUUUAACAAGCAAUAAUAUGUUCUAUUUUGGAAACCUGGAUCAGACUUUUCUGUGACUAAUUUAUUCUUGAAUAUUUAAAUUA
This is a messenger RNA of Daucus carota subsp. sativus, 2797 nucleotides long. RefSeq lists its product as uncharacterized. Lineage: Eukaryota; Viridiplantae; Streptophyta; Magnoliopsida; Apiales; Apiaceae. The coding region runs from base 458 to 2614 and encodes 718 amino acids. The record is from RefSeq and is a predicted model, not a curated record. The transcript is spliced from 2 exons.